UACUUGAUUGGUGGGAUUAACAUUUUCUGGACAGCCCAGCAAAAUUCAGACCACACACUCUAAUUCUAAAGCUGGACCUUCACUCAGGAACUCCUGGCCUGAGACCAAAUUGAGGCACCUUCCUUGAGGCAUUCCAUGGCUCUGAGGCUGUUUUGAGUUCUCAAACUAUCAGAGUGAACUUCCAAGCUGAGAAAUGUAGCAAGCAACUAGAGAGGCCUCCUGGAAAGCCUCUCACAUUCUGGACUGGCAGCUGUCCUGGUAACUCUGCCCCCAAUGUCAUGGAGGCUCAGAAGAUGAUUUAAGAUGUAAAUGCAAGGUGUGACUUCUCUAUGUCUCUCAGCAGAUUUCCUGUUGGCUAAAAGACACAUCUAAGCAUCAGCCUCUGACUACAACCUGCUCCAAACAACCUUGAUCCCUGGACUUGCUGAAAGCAGAUAUAAAACUGUCCAGCCAAUCUGAAUGCUCCUUGGCUCUUAAGCUGGGACAAGCCAUGACUACAGUUGUGGUACAUGUGGACUCCAAAGCUGAGCUCACUGCCCUGCUGGAACAGUGGGAAGAGGACCAUGGAAGUGGGCAGGAUAUGGUACCUAUCCUUACCAGGAUGUCAGAAUUAAUUGAAAAAGAAACUGAAGAAUACCAUAAAGGAGAUCCUGACCCAUUUGAUGAUCACCAUCCUGGUCGAGCUGAUCCAGAGUAUAUGCUGGGCCACUUGCUGAGAGUAUUCUCCAAGAAUGAUCAUUUCAUGAAUGCACUGGUGAACGGGUAUGUGAUGACAAGUAGAGAGCUCCCUUUAAAUACUGCAGCUUGCAGACUGCUACUGGACCUCUUGCCAGGUCUAGAAACUGCAGUUGUCUUUCAAGAAGAGGAAGGGAUUGUAGAAAAUCUUUUCAAAUGGGCCCAAGAGGCUGAUCAGCCACUGAGGACAUAUUCUACAGCACUGUUAGGAGGUGCUAUGGAAAAUGAAGAGAUUGCUGCAAACUAUAGAGAUGAAAAUUCACAGCUGGUGGCAAUAGUGCUUCGCAGACUGAGAGAGCUACAAGUUCAGGAAGUGGCUUUGCGGCAGGAAAGUAAGUGUCCUAGUCCACAGAAGCUUUCAUCAGAGCCACGUUUGCCUCUGGAUGAGGAAGCUGUGAAUAUGGACUAUGGUGACAUGGCAGUAGAUAUUGUGAAUAGAGAGCAUGGUGACAGAGAGAAUGUUAGGAGAGGCCAGCAGAAGUUGGAUUUCUCACCUUCUGAGCCAGAUGGUGUGUUUGCUGAGCUGUCUAAUAGCAGCUGGUCAGAAAUGUCCCCCUGGGUGAUUGGCACCAAUUAUACCCUCUAUCCAAUGACUCCCACUAUUGAGCAGAGACUUCUUCUCCAGUACCUGACCCCUUUAGGAGAGUAUCAGGAGUUACUUCCCAUAUUCAUGCAACUUGGAUGCCGAGAAUUGUUGAUGUUUUAUAUGGAUCUGAAACAGACUAAUGAUGUCCUGCUUACUUUUGAGGCACUCAAGCACCUAGCAUCUCUCCUGAUCCAUAACAAAUUUGCCAUAGACUUUGUUGUACAUGGUGGAGUACAGAAACUACUGGAAAUUCCUCGGCCUUCUAUGGCUGCAACUGGUGUAUCUAUAUGCUUGUAUUACCUGUCCUCCAACCAGGAUGCUAUGGAAAGAGUUUGCAUGCAUUCCGACAGUGUUCUAUCUGCUGUGGUGAACUAUGCCCUAUGGUUAAUGGAAUGUUCUCAUGCUUCAGGAUGCUGCCAUGCUACAAUGUUUUUCUCAGUUUGCUUCUCAUUCCGGGCUGUCUUGGAACUCUUUGACUAUUAUGAUGGUCUGCGUCGUCUAGUGAACUUGAUCAGUACUUUGGAGAUUUUAAAUUUGGAAGACCAGGGUGCACAUGUGAGUGAUGAUAAAAUCCUUGCUACCUGCCAAAGGGGCAAAUAUACCUGCAUGGCUCUGCGAAAGUAUUUUGAGGCUCACUUGGCCAUUAAACUGGAGCAAGUCAAGCAGUCACUUCAGAGGACUGAGGGUGGUAUUCUUGUGCACCCUCAACCUCCAUACAAGGCAUGCUCAUACUCUCGUGAGCAGAUUGUGGAAAUGAUGGAGUUUUUGAUAGAAUAUGGCCCAGCUCAGUUUUAUUGGGAACCUGCUGAAAUCUUCCUCAAGCUUUCUUGUGUGCAGCUCUUGGUGCAGCUUAUUUCCAUCUCCUGCAAGUGGAAGACCUAUCAUGGAAGGAAUGACACUGUGCGCUUUGCUUUGGACGUCCUGGCUAUCCUCACUGUGGUGCCAAAAAUCCAGCUCCAAUUGGCAGAGUCGGUGAAGGUCUUGGAUGGACAUGGCUCUACUGAAUCCACUGUAGGUAUCAACAUCAUUUUGGGAGUGGCUGAAGGUGAAUACUUUAUUCAUGAUGCUGAAAUUCAGAAGUCAGCCCUUCAAGUAAUCAUCAAUUGUGUAUGUGGCCCAGAUAACCGAAUAUCCAGUAUUGGUAAAUUUACUUCUGGAACUCCUCAGAGAAAGCUAUUUCAGAACCCCAAGAGCAGUGAGCAUAUCCUGGCCAAGAUGUGGAAUGUGGUCCAGUCCAACAAUGGCAUCAAGGUGCUUCUGUCCCUAUUGUCCAUCAAGAUGCCCAUCACAGAUGCAGACCACAUCAGGGCCCUGGCCUGCAAGGCCCUAGUGGGCUUGUCUCGAAGUAGCACUGUUGGACAGAUUAUCAGCAAAUUGCCCCUUUUUAGUAGCUGCCAGAUUCAACAGCUGAUGAAGGAGCCAGUGCUGCAGGACAAGCUUAGCAACCAUGUCAAGUUCUGCAACUAUGCAGCUGAGCUCAUUGAGAGAGUAUCAGGAAAGCCUCUUCUGGUUGGCACUGAUGUGUCCCUGGCCCAACUACAGAAAGCAGGUGUUGUUGCCCAGUCAAGGAUCUCCUUCCCUGAGAAAGAACUGCUCCUGUUGAUAAGAAACCAUCUCAUUUCUAAAGGACUUGGAGAGACAGCUACUGUCCUGACCAGAGAGGCUGACCUGCCCAUGACUGCAGCCUCACAUUCUUCUGCCUUCACCCCUGUGACUGCUGCUGCUUUUCCACUCUCUCUUCCCUGGACUCCUCAAAUUGGCAAUGGCAUUGCUGGCCAACUGGGCAACCAUACAGCUGUGGGUGCUUCUGCCCCUUCUGCCUGCCUUGCUGAACCUCUGCCAUGCGUAGCUCAGGAUUCAUUGGCUUUGCCUGGCCCAUCAUAUGCAGGCAACUCCUCUUUAAUUGGCAGGAGCAGUUUUAUCAGAGAGAGGCCAUCACUGUGCAAUGGCAGGAAAGUUCAAGUGUUGCAGCAGAAGUCAGACCAUGGUGCUAAUAGCCAGAGCCCAGCUGAAAAAACACACUUGGAUAGACAUCUUCCUUCCCCACCAACACUGGACAGUAUCAUCACAGAGCAUCUUAGGGAGCAACAUGCUCGCUGCAAGAAUCCCAUUGCCACGUGUCCACCUUUUUCUCUCUUUACUCCUCACCAGUGUCCUGAGCCAAAACAGAGGCGGCAAGCUCCAAUCAACUUUACCUCAAGGCUAAACAGCAGGGCAUUGUUUCCAAAAUAUGGAGGAGUGGAUGGCGGGUGCUUUGAUAGGCACCUUAUAUUUAGCAGAUUUCGUCCUAUUUCAGUGUUCCGGGAAGCUCAUGAAUAUGAGAGUGGCUUUACCUGUUGUGCAUUCUCAGCCCAGGAGAGGUUCCUGAUGCUUGGUACUUAUACAGGGCAGCUGAAACUCUACAAUGUAUUUAGUGGACAGGAAGAGGCCAGCUACAACUGUCACAACUCAGCCAUCACACACCUUGAACCUUCCAGGGAUGGGUCCUUACUUCUGACAUCUGGCACUUGGAGCCAGCCUUUGUCUGCACUUUGGGGGAUGAGGUCAGUAUUUGAUAUGAAACAUUCCUUCACAGAAGAUCAUUAUGUUGAGUUCAGUAAGUACUCUCAGGAUCAGAUCAUAGGCACAGAAGAAGACAUUGCCCAUAUUUAUGAUAUUGAGACUGGCACCAAGCUGUUGACUCUGUUUAACCCAGAUCUUGCCAACAACUACAAGAGGAACUGUGCCACCUUUAAUCCUACAGAUGACCUUGUCUUAAAUGAUGGGGUGCUCUGGGAUGUGCACUCUGCACAGGCCAUCCACAAGUUUGACAAGUUCAACAGGAAUAUCAGUGGUGUUUUCCAUCCCAAUGGGCUGGAGGUCAUCAUCAACACAGAGAUUUGGGACCUUCGAACUUUCCAUCUUUUACACACAGUUCCUGCUCUGGAUCAAUGUCAUGUGGUGUUUAACCACACAGGGACAGUGAUGUAUGGAGCAAUGUUGCAGGCAGAUGAUGAAGAUGACUUCUUGGAAGAGAGGAUGAGGAGCCCCUUUGGGUCAUCCUUCCGAACAUUUAAUGCAACUGAUUACAAACCUAUAGCUACUAUUGAUGUGAAACGGAACAUCUUUGACCUGUGUACAGACACCAAAGAUUGCUAUCUUGCUGUCAUUGAGAAUCAAGCCAGUAUGGAUGCCCCUAACAUGGACACAGUAUGCAGGCUUUAUGAGGUGGGCAGGCAGCGUUUGUCAGAGGAAGAAGAUGAAGAGGAGGACUCUGAAGAGGAAGAACUGGAGGAAGAGAAUGAUGAUGAUGACACUGAUGAUGGAGAGGAACUUGACACUGACCAGCAGAUGGUCGCAGAAAUGGAGGAACCUGAAAACAGUGAGAACACAGGACAGGAUGGCGACAAUGACUUCUCUCCCUCUGAUGAGGAGCUAGCAAGCCUAGAGGAGGAAGAGGAGGGGGAAGAUGAACACUCUGAUGCAGAUGAGGAUUUGGAAGUGAUUCUGGUGGAGGACAGCUCAGACAACUCUGAUUUGGAAGAUGACAUCAUCUAUUCUCUGAAUGAGUGAUG
Messenger RNA from Peromyscus leucopus (white-footed mouse), 4875 nucleotides. Its product is annotated as DDB1- and CUL4-associated factor 1-like. The record is from RefSeq and is a predicted model, not a curated record. The coding region runs from base 491 to 4873 and encodes 1460 amino acids. The transcript has a single exon. NCBI's taxonomy places the organism in Eukaryota, Metazoa, Chordata, Mammalia, Rodentia, Cricetidae. Gene Ontology annotation, cellular component: nucleus; Cul4-RING E3 ubiquitin ligase complex. Gene Ontology annotation, molecular function: histone H2AT120 kinase activity; nuclear estrogen receptor binding. Gene Ontology annotation, biological process: protein ubiquitination.